AUGGCUGCGUCAACAGAGACACCUCGCCAGGACACAUCAACAUCCAUCACUGCCUCACUCAACAAAUUGCCAUCGAAGCCACCAGCAACCACUUCAAACACUCUCUGUCACUCAUCUCGCCAGACCAGAGGAGAGGAGACGGUGGCAAGAGCAAAAUGGGCGGUGGCGAUAGCACCCUUCUUUCCCGCUGCAAUGCAACACAGCACAGCACCAUUUUCUAUAAAGAUGGAUUUUGUAAGCUCUGCCUUGUUCGUGCUGUUGGCAUGCACCACCAUCCAUGUCGCACUUUCAUUCCUAGGAAGAUGUAGAAAACCACACUACAAACUUCCACCAGGACCCUAUCCUCUUCCCAUCAUAGGAAACCUUCUUGAACUGAGUAACAAGCCCCACCAAUCAUUGGCUAAGCUUGCCAAGAUGCACGGCCCUCUAAUGAGCCUAAAGAUGGGCCAAAUAACUACCAUAGUGGUUUCUUCAGCUGAGAUGGCCAAAGAGGUGCUCCUAACCCAUGACCACUUAUUGUCAAACCGAACCAUUCCCCAAUCUGUGUCAGUUCUGAACCACGAGAACUAUAGCCUUGCCUUCAUUCCCGUUUCCCCUCUUUGGCGAGACUUGAGGAAAAUAUGCAAUGCCCAGUUGUUUGCACGCAACACUCUUGAAGCUAGCCAAGAUGUUAGGCGCAACAAAGUGCAACAACUCCUCUCUGAAAUCCACCAAAGCUGCCAAAACGGUGAAGCAGUGGAUAUUGGAACAGCAAUCUUCAAGACUACCAUCAACUUAUUAUCAAACACCAUUUUCUCUGUGGAUUUGGUUCAAUCUGCUGGCACAGCUGGAGAGUUCAAGGAAUUGGUCUCCAAUAUCACUGAACUGGUUGGAACACCAAACCUGGCCGAUUAUUUUCCUGUGUUGAAGAUGGUUGAUCCACAAGGCAUAAAAAAACGUCAGGCUAAGAAUGUUGCGAAGGUGUUGGACAUUUUUUACCGUUUGGUUGACCAACGGUUGAAGCAAAGAGAAGGCCCGCAUGCUGAUGUUCACAACGACAUGUUAGACGUUCUUCUCAACAUCUCUCAGGAGAACAAGAUGAUGGACACAACAAUGAUUCAACAUUUGUCACAUGAUCUGUUUGUUGCGGGAACUGAUACGACGACGUCUACACUGGAAUGGGCCAUGAGUGAGCUAGUACGCAAUCCAGAGACUAUGUCAAAGGCAAUAGAAGAGUUGGAGCUAAUGAUUGGCAGAGGUAACCCUGUUAAGGAAUCAGACAUUGCAAGACUUCCUUAUUUGCAAGCUAUAAUAAGAGAGACAUUUCGGUUGCAUCCACCAGUUCCAUUUUUACUACCUCGAAAAGCUGAGACAGAUGUGAACAUAUGUGGCUUCACAAUCCCAAAGGAUGCACAAGUGCUGGUGAAUGUGUGGACUAUAGGAAGGGAUUCGAGCAUUUGGGACAAUCCAAGUUCGUUUUAUCCAGAGAGGUUUCUAGAAGCAGACAUUGAUGUUAAAGGGAGGAAUUUUGAGCUGACACCCUUUGGUGGUGGGCGGCGAAUAUGUCCCGGCAUGCUCCUGGCUACGAGGAUGUUGUUGUUGAUGUUGGGUUCGUUGAUUAACUCCUUUGAGUGGAAACUUGAAGAUGGCAUGAAACUAGAAGAUAUGGACAUGGAUGAGAAAUUUGGGAUCACCUUACAAAAGGCUCAACCGUUACGAGUUGUUCCUGUCAAAAUAAACAAUUAA
Sphenostylis stenocarpa is the source of this 1725-nucleotide messenger RNA. Lineage: Eukaryota; Viridiplantae; Streptophyta; Magnoliopsida; Fabales; Fabaceae. The record is from the annotation of a GenBank genome assembly.